Messenger RNA from Saccostrea echinata, 1733 nucleotides. RefSeq names its product pirin-like. Gene Ontology annotation, biological process: monocyte differentiation. The record is from RefSeq and is a predicted model, not a curated record. The coding region runs from base 39 to 1082 and encodes 347 amino acids. Gene Ontology annotation, cellular component: nucleus. NCBI's taxonomy places the organism in Eukaryota, Metazoa, Mollusca, Bivalvia, Ostreida, Ostreidae. The transcript is spliced from 9 exons. Gene Ontology annotation, molecular function: quercetin 2,3-dioxygenase activity.
CAUGUUAGAUGUCUCCUUUGGAAAUUUUCAUACCCUGAAUGCUGAGUAGAUACAGUCUUGUUACUUGCACACUGUCAGCCCUACUUGGGAGUUUUAAAGCCACAUCCAGUAAUCAUCUCAAGAAAAGCUGUCAGCAGUUUAAUCCAUUCAGAUUUUCUAACCAGACGUGUUUGGUUGUAUCCCGAGCCGUAUCCACUAUGAAGGCUAGGACCGUACAGAAGGCCGUACUGUCCGUGGAGCAGGACGAAGGAGUGGGGGCUCGAGUCAGGCGGAGUAUAGGGAGACCAGAGUUGAAAAAUUUUGACCCGUUCCUGAUGCUGGAUGAAUUCAAAGGAAAGGCACCAGGGGGAUUUCCGGACCACCCACACAGAGGAUUUGAGACGGUCACCUAUGUUUUGAAAGGGUCAAUGAGACAUGAGGACUUCUGUGGUCACAAGGGGAUAAUUCAGGAUGGAGAUUUACAGUGGAUGACAGCUGGCAGAGGAAUUGUCCACUGUGAAAUGCCACAUGGAGAGGGGGAGGCCCAUGGCCUUCAGCUGUGGGUCAAUCUGGCCAAGAAAUACAAAAUGAUUGAACCAGCUUAUCAGGAGCUGAAGGACAAGGACAUCCCAAGGACAACCAAAAAUGGGGUCACGGUCAAGGUCAUUGCUGGGGAAGCUUUUGGCAUAAAGUCAAAGGUAUAUACUCGCACUCCUACAAUGUAUCUGGACUUUAAGCUGGAUCCUGGAUCUAAACUGGAACAACCAAUACCUGCUGGUUGGAGGUCCUUCUUGUACAUCCUAUCUGGCAAGGCAAAGUUUGGUCCAGCAGGAAAUCAGAGGGAACAUGAAGCUCAUCACACGGUAACCUUCAAUGAUGACGGAGACGGUAUACAGGCAGAGAACUCUGGGUCAACAGAAUGUCAUUUAGUUAUGAUUGCUGGGGAACCAAUCAAAGAGCCUGUUUUUCAGUAUGGUCCAUUUGUUAUGUCAUCAGAGGAGGAACUUCACCAGGCUAGAAAGGAUUAUCAGUUUGGGAGGAAUGGAUUUGAAAAUGCUCAUACUUGGAACUCUUUUAUUGUCACUGAGGAUGACAAUGGAUAACGUCUUUUGAUGAGACCUUUUUUCCCCGAUCAUACCACCUCCAUACCAUUUUCUGUGUAUAGUCUUAAUUACUGUGUACAUAUAUUUAUAGUACGAGAGAUAGACACUGGAAAUCAAUGUUAUGUUAUAUUACCAGUAUAUAAUAUUUAUGGAGACAAUUUGAAAAAAAAUUAAUACACACCAUUUUUGCAGGGUUUUUUUAGGUCACCUGAGUCACUCAGGUGACCUAUUGCUAUCCGUUUUUGUCCGGCGACGUGAGAUGUGCGUUAACAUUUGAACAUUUUUAGCUUCUUCUCUGAAACCGCUCAACCAAUUUCAACUAAAUUUGGCAUAUAGCAUCUAUGUGUGAAGGGGAACAAAAAUUGUGAAUUUCAUGGUCCCUGCCCCCCUGGGGCCUGAGGGGUGGGGCUAAAACCACCAAAAUUAAUGCAAUCUUUAAAAAUCUUCUUCUUUACUCCUGGACAUCAAGCAGUCAAACUGUUGGCAUCAUUGUAAUAAGCAUUGAGUCCUCUACCAAAAUUGUGAAAUUCAUGGCCCCACGGUCAGAGGUUCUGGUGCUAGGGCGUGGCUUAAUAUAGAUCAUAUAGUGAAAGUGCAUUAUUUCUUUGAAAAUCUUCUUCUCUGCUCCUGGGUAUUAAAUAAACUAACUAA